This is a messenger RNA of Vicia villosa (hairy vetch), 447 nucleotides long. Its product is annotated as transcription factor KUA1-like. Gene Ontology annotation, molecular function: DNA binding. The transcript is spliced from 2 exons. Bases 1 to 447 code for a protein of 148 amino acids. Gene Ontology annotation, biological process: response to ethylene; response to gibberellin; response to auxin. The record is from RefSeq and is a predicted model, not a curated record. NCBI's taxonomy places the organism in Eukaryota, Viridiplantae, Streptophyta, Magnoliopsida, Fabales, Fabaceae.
AUGGAGGUGCCAUCAUACUUAUAUCUAUAUCCCAUUCAAGAAGAUGAAGAUGAUUUGCCACCACCCAUUCCACCAUUCAACAAUGUUGAGAACAAAAUCCUUUCUCCUAAGAAUAAAUCCGCCAAGAAAAUUCAACAUUGGAAUGCAAAAGAGCACAGGUUAUUUUUAGAAGGACUCGAAAGGUAUGGCAAGGGAAAUUGGAAAAAAAUUUCAAAGCAUGUUGUUACAAAAUCAUCAACUCAAGUGGCUAGCCAUGCUCAAAAGUAUUUCAUCAGAAAUCAACAGAAUAAUGAUUUAUCAAACAAGAAAAAGGAAAGAAGAAGCCAAUUUGACAACAUUCCUUCAUUCUAUGGAAAAUUUUACCCUGUUGAAUUCUUUAACUUCAUCCAAAGACAACCAUUUAUAGAUGAAUUCCUUCAAAAUCCACAUCAACAAGUCAAAGAAUAG